Molecule: messenger RNA, 463 nt
Organism: Onthophagus taurus
Lineage: Eukaryota; Metazoa; Arthropoda; Insecta; Coleoptera; Scarabaeidae
Source: RefSeq, a predicted model, not a curated record
GUUUGAAAACCCAACCAACAGUGUCCUUUCGUUAAUCACUUCAAGUAAAGCUAACAAAAAGUUUUUCACUUACAGUAAAAAUGAAGUGUGCUAUCAUUUUGGUGAUAGUCGCUGUAUUGUGUGUUCAAUUUUCUGUUACAAAUGGAGAAUUGGAUGUUGUAUCAGUUAUUGAAAGUAUUCCAUCUGAAGAGAGAUUGGAAUUCAUAAAAUUUUAUGCCCAACGUGGUUAUAAUUUACUUACACAACAAAACGAUGAUGAUCAUGGUGAAAACUCAAAGUCAAUGCCUGAUGAAUUUGCUAUAAAUCUUUAUGAGUACAUCCAAACACGAGAACUUAUUUGCUUUACUGAUGGAACUUGUAUAGAUGUUGGUGAUGUCGGCAUAUACCCAAAAUUCUAAAAAGAAAAAGAUAAAAUAUUUCCAAUUGCUGAAAAAUAAUUAUUAAUAAAGUUGAUUUUAAUUUA